This is a messenger RNA of Rhinolophus ferrumequinum (greater horseshoe bat), 4680 nucleotides long. It is a transcript of the gene IKZF5, whose product is annotated as IKAROS family zinc finger 5. The record is from RefSeq and is a predicted model, not a curated record. The transcript has 5 exons. Gene Ontology annotation, cellular component: nucleus. NCBI's taxonomy places the organism in Eukaryota, Metazoa, Chordata, Mammalia, Chiroptera, Rhinolophidae. Gene Ontology annotation, molecular function: RNA polymerase II cis-regulatory region sequence-specific DNA binding; DNA-binding transcription factor activity, RNA polymerase II-specific. Gene Ontology annotation, biological process: regulation of transcription by RNA polymerase II. The coding region runs from base 343 to 1602 and encodes 419 amino acids.
GGGCAAGGCAGUGGGGCGGGAAGGGAGUCGGAGACACACCAAACAUGGCGGCGGCGGUGGCUGCGGCGGUGACGAAGACAGCGACGGCAGCGGCGGCGACGGAGACAGCAGCGGCGUUCAACAAGGCGGUGGGAGUUACUCCGUGCGGUUGUCAGGUGACCUCUGUAUGGCUUUUCAAUUUUAGUUGAAAUUCCCUCCAUGGCCUUUUGGAGUCCCUUGGUGUGUCUCCAGAGUAAAUUUCAAUUACUAUACAUUUCAUCAAUGUUGGAGUGGCAAGAAAAAGGAGGAACUGAUUUGGGGUGAAAAGGUAUAACUGUAAACUUAAAAAACUAAAAGGCAAAGAUGGGUGAAAAGAAACCAGAGCCUUUGGACUUCGUGAAGGAUUUCCAGGAAUACCUGACUCAGCAGACCCACCAUGUGAACAUGAUUUCUGGAUCAGUUAGUGGGGACAAAGAAGCAGAGUCUCUUCAGGGAGCUGGAACAGAUGGUGAUCAGAAUGGACUUGAUCACCCAUCUGUUGAAGUUUCCCUGGAUGAAAACUCAGGAAUGUUAGUGGACGGGUUUGAAAGGACCUUCGAUGGGAAGCUCAAGUGUCGGUACUGCAACUAUGCCAGCAAAGGAACAGCCCGGCUUAUUGAACAUAUUAGAAUCCACACAGGUGAGAAACCUCAUAGAUGUCACUUAUGUCCAUUUGCAUCUGCUUAUGAGCGUCAUUUGGAAGCCCAUAUGCGUUCCCAUACCGGAGAAAAACCAUACAAAUGUGAAUUAUGUUCCUUCCGCUGCAGUGAUCGAAGCAACCUGUCCCAUCAUCGAAGGCGCAAGCAUAAAAUGGUACCAAUUAAAGGUACUAGGUCUUCCUUAAGCAGCAAGAAAAUGUGGGGGGUUUUACAGAAGAAAACAAGCAAUCUGGGCUAUAGCAGAAGAGCACUAAUCAACUUAAGUCCACCUUCCAUGGUGGUUCAGAAGCCAGACUACCUUAACGAUUUUACCCAUGAAAUCCCAAACAUCCAGACUGAGUCCUAUGAAAGUAUGGCAAAAACCACGUCAACUGGUGGCCUGCCAAGGGACCCCCAAGAACUCCUGGUUGACAACCCUUUAAAUCAGCUCUCCACUCUAGCAGGACAGUUGUCCAGUUUGCCACCUGAAAACCAAAACCCCGCAUCCCCUGAUGUAGUACCCUGCCCUGACGAGAAGCCUUUCCUCAUGCAGCAGCCCUCUGCCCAAGCGGUAGUUUCUGCCGUGUCAGCAAGUAUUCCUCAGAGCUCUUCCCCCACGAGCCCCGAGCCCCGACCUUCACAUAGUCAGAGGAACUACAGUCCGGUGGCGGGUCCAAGCAGUGAACCAAGCGCCCACACGAGUACACCUAGCCUAGGGAACAGCCAGCCAAGCACUCCGGCUCCGACCCUGCCAGUCCAGGACCCGCAGCUGCUCCACCACUGCCAGCACUGUGACAUGUACUUCGCGGACAACAUCCUCUACACAAUUCACAUGGGAUGUCAUGGCUAUGAGAAUCCUUUUCAGUGUAAUAUAUGUGGGUGUAAAUGUAAAAACAAGUACGACUUUGCCUGUCAUUUUGCAAGAGGGCAACAUAACCAACACUGAUUGGCAACAAUCACAUUAUGCUUUACUUGGUUUUGCCUGUUUGUGUUUUGUAGUUUUAUUUUUUGGGGGGGAUGUCCAUCCUUAAUAAGGUGUGUGCUAAUUUAAAGUUUAUACAUUAUGUUUAUAGAAAACUUUGACAAUGGAAAGAAAUUUUCCUUUUGUUUUUUCAUAAAAGUCCGGUCAGGAUCAUUUAUGUAGAAUAGCUAGACACACUGGUGUCUAUUUUUCCCUUUCAGUUAGACGUUUGAGAACUGAAAUGCAUUCUCAGUCUUACAGGUGUUCAUUUAAAUUUCCCAUACUUAUGGUCCAUAAAAACUUUGAAGAUUAUCAAUACUCUUGAUGUUUCAAUAGAUACAUUGUAGCUAGAUGUUAUUUCUGCCAUAUUUCAAAAUGGUAAAAUAAAUUACUUUCUCUUAUAAAAUGUUACGACUUAGUUCAAUGUUUGGUAGAGGAAUUGCCUUUAAAAUUGCUCUCAAUUGAAAUACUAUUUUGUUUACAUAGUUUCAUUUCAACUGAUAAUAGUAAAGCCAUUUCAGCUAUAGUAAACCUUUCUUUUUUCCAUAAGGGGCAAUAUAAAACAGUUAAUUCUUUUGAAAUUAAAGUUAUAAAAAUAUGAGAUAAAAGUUCGGAAAAGAAAUGAAACAAGGCUUUAUAUUGAAAAUAGAGUUGAAUAUUUAAAAUACCUGCUUGUUUAAUUUCUAGUUUAAACACGUCAAUUUUCCAUUGGAUUCUUUUUAUUCUAAUUUAUUUUAGAAACCACAGGUAAAUACAUGAGAACACUAGAAAUACCAGAGGAUUAUCUAUGAAGAUGCCUUUUUUCUCCUUUUAAUUUGAACUUUUCAUUUAAACCUUCAUUCUGACAUUGUUAGUGUCGGGGGAGGUUGAAAACUACUACUAAGACUCUGUUAUUCCUCUUACUCCUUUGAUGACCAAAGAGGUGCAGGGGAAGUCAUCCAUCUUAUUCCUAGAAAUGCAGUCCUUAAAACAGAAUCUCUGAAGUUUCAUUUUCCUGCCUUAUAUUCAUUCUUGUCCAUAAUUUCCAAAAAAAGGUAGGUAUGGAAACACAUGGCAAAAUGUGGUGAUGAAGUAAUAUUUUAAAAAAUGAGAACAUAUAUCCAAAAUGAAUUCUGGUCUUCUCUUCAGAAUUGGCCAUUGAAAAUAUUUUGUGUGACUUUUAAGUUGUAAUGCUCAUUUGCGGUUUUACCAGUCUUUCCUGUACAGUGAGUGACAAAGCUAUAUGGAAACUGAUUAUUAGGAAAAGAUACAAAAAUGUAAAAAUAGAUAUAAAAUGCAUUUGAACAUAUUUAAUUUGUUUACAGAAAUAAGACUUGCUAAAUCUAGAGUAAUUUUGAAUAGGAGGCUAUUGUUUAUAUAUUGUGUAAUAACUAGCUUACUCUGAAGAGAGUUUGGUCAAACAAUAAAAUAUAUUGUUACUAACUGCUGGUUUCUGUGUACUUUGCAAAAAUUUUUAUUUUUAAUUUGGAUUAAAGCUUAAAAGUGUUACUAAUUGGCUUCAUAAAGAACUAUUAAGCGUUUAUUAACCGAAAAGGACUGCUACUCCUAUAGCAAAUAAAAGGGGAAUGCUGAUGGUACAUGUCCACAAACACCCCUAAGUGCCAAGUUAAUGCAUCGUCUGCCCUCCCACAUGCUAGAAAGCCACUAGAGUGAGUUCUUGUGGUUUAAUUUCCAAUUUCAACUAAUCUUAGUUGCAUUGUUCAAAGAAGCAGCAUCUUAAAGAGGCUCUCCAAACAACUAUAACUCUUGUCAAAUCUGAGACUUGUGCAUCUAAAAUUCUACAAUCCUGCUUUGCUCUGUUGCUUAAAUUGUUCACUGUUCAGAUCAGUUUAGUGCAGCCAUUUCCAAAUGUAUAGCUUGGCCCGGGUGUUUAUUGGUUGCCAGAAAGAAACAGGUUGCUGUCAUUUGGAAACUUCUGUGAGUAUUUUUCCCCCUCUCACUUCUAUUUUAUUCUUCAAAUAAAGGCAGUACCCAUUAUAGAAAAUGAAAAUUUUCAUUAAACAAAGGGGAAGAACUCCCUUGUUAAAAUCAGUUUAUUAACUCUAUAUCCUGGGCCAAAUAGUGACAAAUACAUUUUUUCCGACAACUAAAGAUGUUUUGAAGGUACAUUUUAAUUUAAACAGAGAAGAGAUUUUUCCCUAAUUAUAAACUAGAGAGUAUAAUUCUAAUAUUCCUGUGACUUAAAGGUAAUCCAAAGGUGUUGAUGCCUGAAAGCUACAAUUCUAAAUGCACUGAAAUUUUUGAAGCAAAUCUACCUUAGAAUCUUUAGUAUUAUAUUUUUUAAAAGAUUUAGGAUUUUAUUUAAAUUUUGUGUCUUUCAUUAAAUAUUGAAUAUAUUUUGUCCCAUUUUAUUUUUAAUCAACUAUUUUAUAGAAAUGAGUUGUUGGGAAAAGUUUAACAUGCACUAUUUAUAGUACUUUGCUGUUAAUAGGCGGUGUUCUGAAACUAAAUUUAUUUUUGUUCAGUGAACAUAAGAUUAGAUUUUUUAAAGUUGGUAGAUGAUUUAUGUCCACUAAUAUUUUUUUAAGAAACUGUGAAGAGAUUAAUAGGGAAUAAUUUUAUUUCAGAUUUUAGUAAUAGAGUGUAUAACUACAACUUUUUGAAAUUCAAGUCAAGGCUAUACUUUUACCUUGAAAAGAAUUCCAUUGGAUAUUUCCCAGUGCUAUUUCAUUUUAGAAAUAAGUGUUUGCCAUUCAUCUGCAGAACUGUUUGACAAAGGAAAAUUUUAAAAACAAAAUGUUCAAAGAUAAACCUUAUUUUAAGUUCUACAAAAAUAUUUAUCAAAUGGAUGUGUUAUUUUAAAAAAAUUCCCUAAGGAUUUUUUCAUUAAAUAGUCUUAGAGGGUGAUUUCUAGAACUUGUUUUUGUUAAUGUAUACUUCGAUGUAAAGAACAUCUAUUUUGUAUGCAAAACAAAACUUGAGUAUCGUUGCAAAACAUUAUAUUGUUUAGGGAUUCCAGAAAGCAGUUUAAUGCUGAAAUAACGACACCUAGUAUGUAGUCCAUAUUGUGAAAGAAGCUUUGCUUUUGUAAUAUAUGAAUAAAAAAAUAACACUUUCUAAUGA